Messenger RNA from Physeter macrocephalus (sperm whale), 1298 nucleotides. Its product is annotated as junction plakoglobin-like. Lineage: Eukaryota; Metazoa; Chordata; Mammalia; Artiodactyla; Physeteridae. Gene Ontology annotation, biological process: positive regulation of transcription by RNA polymerase II; cell-cell adhesion; canonical Wnt signaling pathway. The annotation marks the transcript as partial. The transcript is spliced from 6 exons. Gene Ontology annotation, cellular component: adherens junction; nucleus; cytoplasm. Gene Ontology annotation, molecular function: alpha-catenin binding; protein phosphatase binding; transcription coactivator activity. The record is from RefSeq and is a predicted model, not a curated record.
CUGGCCUCAACACCAUCCCCCUGUUUGUGCAGCUCCUGUACUCCUCAGUGGAGAACAUCCAGCGUGUGGCCGCCGGGGUGCUGUGUGAGCUGGCCCAGGACAAGGAGGCGGCCGACGCCAUUGAUGCUGAGGGGGCCUCAGCCCCACUCAUGGAGCUACUGCACUCCCGCAAUGAGGGCACCGCCACCUACGCUGCUGCCGUCUUGUUCCGCAUCUCCGAGGAUAAGAACCCAGAUUACCGUAAGCGUGUGUCUGUGGAGCUCACCAACUCCCUCUUCAAGCACGACCCUGCAGCCUGGGAGGCUGCCCAGAGCAUGAUCCCCAUUAAUGAACCCUACGGAGAUGACAUGGAUGCCACCUACCGCCCCAUGUACUCGAGUGACGUGCCCCUGGACCCCCUGGAGAUGCACAUGGACAUGGAUGGGGACUAUCCUAUUGACACCUACAGCGACGGCCUCAGGACCCCCUACCCCGCUGCGGACCACAUGCUGGCCUAGCUGCCUGGACCCUAGUGCGGUUCCCCAUCUGAGAGGCUCUCCUCGCAGGCGUUGGGGCGAGAUAGCCAAGUGCCUGAGCCUGGGCAGGAGGGCUGCAACUUCCUGCUGAACCCCGCGCCUUCAGAGGUCCUCUGUAGGGUCUUUCUCGGGAUGGCGAUCUGCUCUUGCUUUUCUGUUCUGGGCUGUGGGUCCAGGGCCCGACACCCCCUCCCACCCCCGAGGCCCUGGCACUAAAGCUUUAGACUUGAGGCCCCCACUCUGUCCCCCCUCCUCCUGGGCUGCCCGUCUUCAUAGGGCUGUGGUUCCUUCUCCGGCUGGCUCCGAUUUGGUCACUGAACUCCACCAACUGGACUGAGCCCCGGGGGUCUCCAGGCCCCAGGUUCAAGGCCCAAAGGCCCAGAAUCCAAAGCUUAUCUUGAAAAGUUCAGGGAUCGUCUGACCAGGGGGAUGGGGCGGAGAUGCGGGGAGUGCCUCCCCUGCUCCAGGACGUGGCCUGCUCCCUCCCCAGGACGUGCAUUUGGCUUUGGCCCCUCCCGGGGUUAGCAGCUCCCUUGCACCUGUCCCGCCCACACAACUGCCCUAGCUGACCCCCUGAGAAGUGCUCUUGGCUGACCCCUCUGGUGUGCGGUGAGGGGCUUUCUCUUCCCCUUCCUGUUUCAGACUCCCCCCACCACCUCCUGCACACGGGCGUGGGGGGCUGGGGAAGUUCCCAGUAGAAAAUUUUAUUAUUAUCGCUUUAUGUUUUCGGUUAUUGGUUUUUUUGUAUAGACCAAAGCAAAGAAAAUAAAACUAAGGCACAGA